AUGACUGUGUUCCUUACCGAUGACGGGGGCGAGGAUGAUGAUUCGCCUCUCGUGUCGCUCCGUACGACUGUACUGCAAGCUUUGGGCCAGGGACCUGCUCGAUCUACACCGCAUCUUACUAUUGGCCAAUCGCAAGGCAAUCCUCUGCUAUCACAGUCGUACCUCCUAGGCAAGGCGCGUUUACUGCCUGAUAUGCGGUUCCGCGUCGGCACGCUUGCUAUCCUGAUUCGCGAGAGGACGACUGGCACACACCCAACGGAUCACAUGAGACUGUAUGGAACUAUCGACAUCGGGUCUCCGGAAGAUGUCUGGAGACCUCAUAGCUCGGACUACUGGGUGAAAGCACCCAGCUCAAAUCUGCCUACGGUUCAAUCUGAUGGCGACAGAGGUCAGCAAGAGACGGCUUCUGACGAUCACGAAAUGCUAGCCGAACCAGCACUCUGCUUUGAUCCAGUCGAAUACAAAUGGUCAGCAUACACAGGUGAAGACAAGAGCGAGGCUGAAGUCAAGGAAAUCACUGUUUCGAGCUACAACGUCCUGGUAGAUACCGAGUAUCCGCCAGACCAUGAUCGUGAUCCGUUGAUUAUCAGCACUAUCCUGUCCGAGUCAGCGAUAGCCGACGUACUAGUGCUACAAGAAGUCUCCGAUGACUUCCUUAGUCAUCUACUGCGGCUUUGUCCGGAUGUGAAACAAAUCGCCCAAAGGUAUCCGUUUGUUUCGCAUGGACCACCCAGGCAGAACGAUCUCGGCCCCCUUCCUAGUUUGCGCAACGUCGUUAUUCUAAGUCGCUAUCCGUUUCGCUGGCACUCGGUUCCCUUCCAUCGCAAACACAAGAGUGCUCUUGUUGCACAGUUCAGAGGCGUAGCGACGUCUAGCUCUGCGGCUUCAGAGGGUCUGGUUGUUGCUGGCGUGCAUCUGACUGCUGGCCUUACUGACGGCUCGGUUGCUACCAAGAAAUCUCAAAUGGGGACUCUAAUACGUUACUUGGAGCGACACUACAGACACGAACCAUGGGUAAUUGCCGGCGACUUUAACCUCGUCACGUCGACCUACACCAUCGAGACCUCCGCGAAGAACCAGUCCAUAUCCAGCGAGACUGUAUCCGCACUAUCAGCAAUCGAGAGUGAGAUUCGGGAAGCUGGGUUGUCUGAUUCAUGGUCUGUCGCACGUGUCGAAGGAGUGGACCAAACAAGUGUUACUGAGCCUGGUGAUCUGUUCGAGGGUGAAGAGGGAGCAACGUUCGACCCCCAGAACAACCGGCUUGCUGCAGGGACAACCACCACUUCGCAUGAUCGGCCACAACGCUACGAUAGGAUAUUAGUCCGGCCGCAAGAAUCGCUCCGUAUAGCCCGCUUCAACCAUUUCGGCGUUCCGGAGAUGAUUUACGGCGAGCAGGUUGUUGCUAGUGACCAUUACGGCGUGAGAGCAAGGAUUCGAUUGAUGGAUACGGCGGUAUUGAACGACAGGAGUAAGGAUAUGUCGUCAGAACAGCCUAUCGUUGAAUAUAAGCGAGCAACGGGAGCCAUGACAGACACCGCGAGCUUACAUUCUGUGCUUGAGGCACAUGAUAUGUUCCCAAACGAGAAAGAAGUGAACGACUGGCGCGAAGCAUUCGCCAGCCUCCAGAACAUCUUACUUGGUACAUCGGACGAUGCGAACCCAGUGCAGUCUGACAUACCGUUGGUCAUAGUACCGGUUGGCUCGUACGCGCUGGGUGUAUGGACGCCAGAUUCAGACAUUGACUGCCUUUGUAUUGGUACCAUCAGCUCGAAGACCUUCUUCAAGCUUGCUCGGCAACGACUUACCAAAGCCGAAAGUCAAGGUGUUAGGAUCUUGCGGAAGGUCGAAGCUAGUACAGGCACCAUGCUCGAACUUUCUGUCAACGGGAUACUCAUGGAUUUGCAAUACUGCUCUGCGCCUCAGGUCGUCGAAAGGUGGCACGAGUUCCGCAACAUUCCAGCAUCCGACCCCAUCUUCAACCUUUCUGUACUUUCACUUCGCAAACUCAAGCCUUACCGCGAUCUACUCUACAUUCAACGUACAUUGCCCUCGCCUUCUGCGUUCCGCCUAGCUUAUCGUUGCAUCAAGCUAUGGGCUAUUCAGCGUGGCAUCUAUAGUGCGAAGUUCGGUUUUCUUGGCGGCGUCCAUAUCACGCUCAUGCUUACCUGGAUCUGCAAAAAGCUUGGACAAGACUCUGGCUCAGUCACAGCUGCAGACAUAGUCGCGAGUUUCUUCCAUUAUUACGCUCACUUUGACUGGACGAACGACAUCGUCUACGAUGCUAUCCACCACAAAAAGCGACCGCGUUACUACCGCAGCACAAGAGAGCCAAUGGUAGUGCUGGGCUACCACGCACCCAACUCUAACAUCGCCCAUACGGCUACUGUCCCUGGCUUGCAGUUGUUAGUCAAGGCUUUCAAGACCGCGGAACAGCAGCUAUGCAAGCUAGGGAUGACGUGGGAGGCGUUCUUCGGUGCACCGUCAACUUCGGAACUAGCAUCAAAUCUCCCGCAUGGGGUUGCAGACUUUCUCCGCGCUUACAACAGUUUUGUCAAAGUUGAUAUACAGUUCUGGGGCCAAACGUUGGCGAAGGGCAAAAGUUUAGUCGGCUGGGUCGAGUCUCGGUGCAUAUCACUCGUCAUAGACAUCCACAAAGCUAUACCCAACUCAGGAGUACAGAUCUGGCCGGCCCGCUUCGUUGAUGGCAGUUCGAAAGAUGUCAGCGAUGGCAAAGAGUAUCAAGGGAGUUACCUAAUUGGAAUCUCAAAAGCUGAGAAGGCCGUCUCUGUGAAGAGUGUGGAGGAAAAGCAAGUGGCGAAAGAGGCUCUGGAAAAAGUACUGGAUCGUUUCUUGACGCAGCUGCAAACGGACGAGAAAAACUUCGAUUCAAGUACGUCUUGGAUUGAUGCCUCGAUAGUAAGAUCUAGCGAAGUCAAAGACUUGGAGUUGGAUGAUCGGGAGUGGGGUAUCUAUGCUGCAGAGAUGGAUUCAGACUCCGACGACGACGAAGAUAUAGUUGACAAAGACUUUGAAGAUGCUGAUGAGAUAAAGCCCCAGCGUGCCAUACCUCAGCGUCCAAAGCCUACUUCGACACCUUUGUCGAGAACCAAACUACGUCCUGCCUCUGACGUUCUCAAUCGCCUACGCUGGGAUCCGAGUCUUGAUCCGAGUGAUUACAUUAUUGGAUAUGAAGACCGCUUCUUGGGCGCAAAAGAGACUGGACUUGAAAAGUGGAAAACUGAGCAAACGGACGAGGAAUUCAUACCUCAGCAUCGGAUACUUUACUUCAAGAAGAAGGGUAGUAAGGACGGAAAGGGUGAUGUAGUGUGGGAGAGGGCGACUAGGAUAGACAAGGUUUUUGGUAGUGGACUUGGUAACGGAGAGUGA
This is a messenger RNA of Alternaria atra, 3387 nucleotides long. RefSeq lists its product as uncharacterized. The record is from RefSeq and is a predicted model, not a curated record. The coding region runs from base 1 to 3387 and encodes 1128 amino acids. Gene Ontology annotation, molecular function: poly(A) RNA polymerase activity; RNA binding. The transcript is spliced from 3 exons. NCBI's taxonomy places the organism in Eukaryota, Fungi, Ascomycota, Dothideomycetes, Pleosporales, Pleosporaceae. Gene Ontology annotation, cellular component: nucleus.